AAGUUCUGACUGAUUCAAUUUUCAAAUGCAUCGGAUGUUCGUAAAAAUUUUAUUUCCUGUUACUCUACUCAAGUGAAGAAUAUCGUACGGAAUAAAAGCUCGAGCAAAUGAAACAAAAGACUGCAGAGAAAAAGUUCCCUAGGUGUCAGUAAAAAUUUUAUUUCUGUUCUUAGAAAAUCGACAAAAUGGCAGGCUGAAAUUUCUUUCUAGAUUUUACCUCAGUUUUCUUCGAAAACAAUUCCUCGGAUUGGUAUAUGACUCGUGUGCUGAACGUUGGAAUAUUUUAUUAGGAAAAAUGGCAGAAGCCGUUGAUUUCCUGUGACCCGAAUGGAGUCGUAAAAAUAGAAUGGAACAGGUUCGAUAAUCGAAUUAUUUUCGUCGUUCAGGUUAAAAAAGGAGAAGGAAACAAGAGAUCGAAGUACGAGAGCUUCGACUAAGAGAAAGAAACUUUCUACCAAAAAGAAACUGAAAAAAAGUACUCGCUAACUGACACUGAGAAUGCCAUAAUUAGACAACUACCAAUAACAAUCGAUUAAUUUAAUUCACCUGAUCGCGCGUUUGUUGUCCGUGGUUCACACGACUUAUCGAAAGCUAUCGAUCAUUGGACCAAAAUGGUAUUUUCGUGUCACAGACAAUAAUACGCGUGUGAAUGAAACAGAGAGAGUGAGUAAGUGAAUGAGUGAGAGAGAGAAUUUAACGACAAAGCUGCCAUUUUCAACCCCUAAUCGGCACCGUGGAUCAAACAAAACUUUCCAACAAAACUCUCGUUGAAAUAGAGAACUCGAUGGAACAUUAAUGCACAGAUACUCAGAACAUCGAGUCAGAAAUGUACCGUAGGUAUGAAUAUAAUUCCAGCCAAUAACCAAUCAGACGUAUUAAAUUGUUCCGGAAACGCCCUACCAAUCAAUAUAUAUUAUCCCCGACAUCCAAUUACCAUGCUUCUCCUUCCACCACUAUAACAAAUCAUGUAUACAGUAAUACAGAGAGUAAUCAAUUCGGAUUGCGAUCGACAUAAUCGAAACUCGAUCGACGGCGUUUAGAUCGUAAAGAAAUUAAUUUAUUCUUAAUAAUAGAUAAUGAAUCGAACAUUAGUGCGCACGUUUUCAUGUAUUUAUGUAUAAGAUACAUUCGUAUAUGUACACGUAAUUCGUGGUAUAUAUUCAAGUAUAUAUUUUCGCGACAUAACAACAAAGUAUGGAAACGAAGCAGAAAUAUAAUUUUUCGAAAUCGUUCGAUAAUCUACGAAAUAAUAUUGCAAACUUCAUUCAAAGGUCUCAGUUUAGAGAAAGGAAGAGAGCCAACUUUGAAACCAUCUAGUAAACUGUUAGAAAUUCAUAUUUAAUCCCACGAUUCAUCAUCUAUUGUCACCUCUGUUACUGUGCUUGCAAUUAAAUUGCAAGAUAACGUGCAAUCGAUUCGUGUAUAUAUACAUACCAUCGGUACGUCAACGUUGUGCCAAAGUUAAAAUUAACCCGAGCGAGAGCAAACAACGUGAAGAGGCAAAGAUCCACGGAACGGCGAAUAGGGGUUGACUCCUAGGACGUGACGUAACCAAUAAUCGCAAGAAUAAUGGUACGAUGAUGCAACGAACUAACAGUUUCUGACAAAAACAGGAUACAGGUUGCCGGCCAUGCCGUGGAGCUGGCUGGGGGCGGCGGCGCCAUCGGCAGCUGCAGCUGCAGCGGUCGCCGCAGCCGCGGUCACCCCAUCCCCUGCAGCUGCACCGCUCGUCCUUGCACCCAGGGCGGCGGCGAGACGAAGUGUUUAUUACGACCCGUUCCUAGCAGCGCACGCGGCGACGCAGGAUCCCAACUACAGGCUACAGGUGAGACACGAGAUUCCUCUGAUUUACCGCCGGAAAUUGUCGCCGGUGCUCUGUUUCCGGGGCGCGAGCGGCAACGAAUGAGUUUUUAAUUAAAUCGAGCAACGCCCCUCGGCCAGAUUGAAACGUCAGCGCGCUUAAUCGAUCACCUUUCAGACGCUGCCGAUAGAUUAUCGUGAAUUAAUUGGUAAACGAACCCCGGUCGAUCGUUGUUUGUAUAUCGAUUCAUCUUCCUCGAUCUACUCGCGACCGGCAGAAAAUUGAAACGCGGUUCGACCCUUGAAAAAUCCAAAUUAAUCGGCGUUUUUUUUUUUUCGAUCUUUCACCGGUUCAACCCUUCAAUGGAUUAUGACAAUUAUUUUGUAGCAGCAAUUACUCUCACGUAUAUGAAAAAAUAAACGAUAAAAAAUUGUCCGAAAGUAUUCGAUGCAUUUUAUGAAUACAUAUAUUAGCGUGUGUGCUGUAUGAAAAGGUUUUGAAAUUUCAUUCGGCAUUACGAGAUACUGGUUAAAUUUCAAAGAAAUGUGAAAAUACAAAAUAUUUAGUUUUACAGAGAUAAACAGUCAGUUAUCCAUUAUGUUAGUAAAUCUGGAUAUUUAAUGAAAUCAUACUUAACAUUUACUGUAUGCUUGAAAUGUAUAUUAAUUUUCUACUAAACUAUUAUAAUAAAUAUCUUGUAACAUCAGUAUAAUCAUCGUGUCUCGUUACAAUAUUCAUGAUAUCUCAAAAUGUUUUAUAUAACAAACACGUGGAUAUAAAUGUUCAAAUAUGAAUUUUAUCAUGAAUUUCAUUAACUUUGGAAAAUAUAUUCAAUACAGAAGCUGGAAAUCCGUACUACUAACAGUAAAUCGAUUGUAUCAAAACAAGAAUAUUUUUCCAUUUUACAUUUAUUUAUUAAUUUUAUAGUUAUUUAUUAAUCUUUUAAUUCUCUGGACUCUUACAAUGCUGAAAGAAUAUUUUUGAUAAAAUAUCCUCUGUCUGGAUAUUUUUCCUUCCCCUCGAAAAUUGAAUUUGUCUCACCGUAGAAGGGUUGAACUACUGAAAAUUCAACAUCCGAACAAUAUUCAAUGUAACAACUCGAUGAUGAAAAUUUAUCGGAGAGAUUGCAACGAUCAAAAUCAACGGAACAUCGUCAAAGGCACGAUUGAAAAUUCGUCACAGACAAUGAUUCCAGCACUCGAGUAUAAAGUAGCCUUUGUACACUUCGAUCGACCAGGAAACGGCGUUUCCACGUGACAAUGGCGGAACCGGUCGGACGUUCUUAUCCUCUAGCAAAAGAGAAAAAGAGAGAGUGAGUUCAUUGUUACCUCUAAAAAAAAAAAAAAAAAAGGGGGGGAAAACCGCUUUUUUUUAAUCAAUACCCGGCUCGAUUCAACGCACUCGAAACGUUGUCUAUCGCGUCGCGGAAACAGAGCACGAGACGUUCGAAAAAAAAAAAAAAAGAAAAACUUAGAAAAGCGUAAAAAAGGAAAGGAUAAAACGAAACGUCGAAACGAACAGAAAGAAACAAAAGAGCUAUAGACCAAA
Messenger RNA from Frieseomelitta varia, 3349 nucleotides. RefSeq lists its product as uncharacterized. The transcript is spliced from 2 exons. NCBI's taxonomy places the organism in Eukaryota, Metazoa, Arthropoda, Insecta, Hymenoptera, Apidae. Bases 1631 to 1906 code for a protein of 91 amino acids. The record is from RefSeq and is a predicted model, not a curated record.